Messenger RNA from Stomoxys calcitrans (stable fly), 1512 nucleotides. RefSeq names its product serpin B4. The record is from RefSeq and is a predicted model, not a curated record. Bases 229 to 1356 code for a protein of 375 amino acids. The transcript is spliced from 2 exons. Gene Ontology annotation, molecular function: serine-type endopeptidase inhibitor activity. NCBI's taxonomy places the organism in Eukaryota, Metazoa, Arthropoda, Insecta, Diptera, Muscidae.
AAGGCCAUUCAAACGCACAACUUAAACACCCAUGGGCAGAACUUCGCAUAUAUUUGGCAGCAUUAUAAAGAAGACAGCGCUCGCGGAAGGUUAUUUUCGCAAAACAAACUCUCAUCUUACUGGAUCUAUUCACUUUUGAUUGCGUGACAUCAUUCGCAUCAUUUGGCAUUUUGAAAAACAAGUCAUACCUAUAUAGUGAAAUAUAAAAUUAAAAUUCUCCAGUAAAAAAUGUCCGAAAUUGAAAAGAAAUUUGCUCGUGGUGGAGCCGAAUUGACUUUGGAGCUUUUCGACAAACUACAGGCCUCCACAAACAAGGACAACAUUCUACUCUCACCGCUGUCCAUACAAACAGCCAUGGCUUUGGCCUUUGCCGGUGCCAAAGGUGCGACUGCUGAUGAAAUAGCGUCUGCUAUGAAAUUUGUAUCCAAGUGUCCCAAGGAAGUGGCUGAAUCAUUUCACACUGUUUUGGCUAAGUAUCAAGACAGUGCUUUGGUGAAAAUCGCCAACAAGGUUUAUGUCCAAGAAGGCAAUGCCAUCAAACCUGAAUAUGCCACAGUGACCAAGGAAAAGUAUCAUGCUGCAGCUGAAACCGUGGAUUUUGCCAAAAGCGAAGCUGCCGCUCAAAAUAUCAAUGCUUGGGUUGAGAACAAAACUGCUGGAAAAAUUACCGAUUUAGUCUCCGCCGAAUCAUUGGGUCCCGAUACCCGUUUGGUCCUUCUCAAUGCUUUGCAUUUCAAGGGAGAAUGGCAAGAGAAAUUCGAUGAAGAAGACACUCGCGAAGAUGAUUUCUGGCUUAAUGAAGAGGAAUCAGUACAGGUGAAAUUUAUGUUUCGUCAGUCAAAUUUUCGCUACGGCUAUAUAAGGGAGUUUGAGUGUGAAGCCUUAGAAUUGCCCUACAAAGACUCGGAUCUUAGCAUGUUCGUUUUAUUGCCCGAUAAACGUGAUGGCCUAAAGGAUUUGGCUGAGAAAUUAAAAACCGUCAAUCUAUUGGACUUGGAUCAGAAAUUACAUGAUGCCGAUGAUAUGAUUGUGAGAUUUCCCAAAUUUAAAAUUGAAUACUCCAUUGAAUUGUCGGAUGUGCUGAAAGAGAUGGGUAUCAAAACUGCUUUUGGUCCUGCUGAUUUGAGUAAUAUGGUGGAAUCGGCCCAUGGUCUCUAUGUGUCACAAGUUUUGCACAAAACUUCCAUAGAAGUCAAUGAAGAAGGAUGUGAGGCAGCAGCUGCUACAGGCUUUAAAAUACAGUUUCGUUGCAUGCCACGGAGAUUUUCAGCUAAUAAUGCAUUCUUUUACUUCAUUUGGAAUAAACGAAACAUUUUCUUUGCCGGUGCUUUUGUAAAACCUCCAGCUGAAAGUUAAAUUUUAGAAACCCCAACAGUUAAUAGUAUCUCCAUUAGUUUUUCGAAUAUUUUUGUAAAUUUAAAAUGUGUGAAAUAAAAAAAAGUGUUUUCUUUCAACAUUUUCAAAUGGUUUGAAAAGGAAAAAACUAUUUUAGACACUUUAAUGUCUACCCAA